UUGACACGGUGCGAGGGUUGUCGGCUUCAAAGGUGGUGAUUUAUAACUUAUGUCAACUUUUCGUUUUAUGUGGCGGAUAGUUCUUACUGAUCAGCAUCGGCUUAGUGAUGUUGACUAAUGGCUUUUGCAGUCGCACAAUGGGUGCUUUUAUUGGCUUACGGCAAUUCGGGAAAUACAGAUCUGUUCCAAAACAUUCUAUUAUUUACUCUAUUUCCGGAAAAUUUUUGUCAACAACUGUAGGUGAUACAGGGUGUUUUAUCGAAAAGCGGCAGAAUCAAUGAAGUGAAAAAUUAAUUGUAUAUAUUUACCAGCAUUAUGCCAGGCAAAAGGAAUAAAGCCCAAAAGUCCAAAACAAGUCAGGUGAAAAGACCACGUCGUGCACAGAACGGAACUGGAGAGUCCACUAUCAAUGAUGCUGUGGCUGUCGAUACAAGCACUCAACCCCUUGAUGUUCCUCCAGAAACCUUGGCUGCAUUAACCCAAACCAUAACAAAGGCAGUCACGGAGAAGGUGUUAGCAGAGAUAAAACCAUUACUGCAACAUCAGGGGAGUAUCUCUGUUCAUAAUAUGGGGGGAGAAAGGGGAAAUAAUGCUUCCACUACAUCAAGCAAUAGCUUAACAGCAGGUUCUUCUGGGUCAGUUUGUCAAAUAACAAAUAAGUCAGUGGAUGCAAGUAUCUCAGGAUUGGUAUCAGGCGCUGUAAUCGAACACAGUUCACAGAUUGUAGGUACUGAACUUCCACCUGCAGCAAAUGUCGGUAAGAAAUCAGGUUUUGUAAGCUCAUCAGUACCGAUAGAGGCAACUGUUUCUGACAAAAUAAAAUCUAAAAUUUGGUCAAAACAAUAUGUUGAUAUGGCUCUGUUGUUAAAAAAGGAAAAGGGGAAAAGUAAGUAUUCCAUCAAGGUAGAGGAACAGGAUCAGACAGGUAAGGUGGUAAUCCACAAUAUGCGAUCCACAGAUGAUGACGAAAUUAGGGAUGGUUCGUUAUCCCUGCAUGACUGGGUAACUGCGUGGAAUGGGUAUGUGACAAUAUAUUGCAUUAAAGAUACACUUGCACAGCCAAAGCUUGCAAAACACAUGGAAUCAGUAAGGCAAAUUGCAGAGGAAAAGGGGGACUGGAGAAAAUAUGAUAAGGAGUUCAGGGAACUCAUAGAACAAGGUGAGGUAGAAUGGGGUGAUGUCCAUAUGGAGAUAUAUGUUAAUGCUCGCCUCAAACAAUCAGAAAAGAAGUCAAGCAAAAUAACACCAGACCGUUCGUCAUUUGGUACGUAUGAGGAAGUCCCUCAGGGGUCAUGCUUUGCCUAUCACAAAGCUGGAAGGUAUUGUAGGCUUGGUUCAUCAUGCAAAUUCCAGCACAGAUAUUAUAACUGUGGUGGCUUCCAUCCAAUCUACAUAUGUAAAAAACCAAUUCAACGGCCAUUUCGUUUCUUGGACAAAUCCAGAACCCAAAAACCAUUUCAAGGAAAUGGCACAUCAACCAACACAGGUAAUGCUAAAUUCUCAAAGCCAACCUAUCCCACAAAAGGGUCCAACUCCAGUAAAUCCCAGUAGAUUAGAGUACUGGUUGGUGGGGUAUGACAAGGUAGAAACAGAAUUUUUAGUUAAUGGUUUUCGAUAUGGGUUCUACAUUGGUUACACAGGGGAAAGUAGAAAUACUCUUUCAAAAAAUUUAAAAUCGGCACUGGACUUACCAGAAGUUAUUAGCAAAAAGUUAGAAAAGGAGAUAAAUUUGGGUAGAAUUAUGGGUCCUUUCAAAGAGAAACCACUGCCAAUUUUAAAUUGUUCCCCUUUAGGUCUAGUUAGUAAGAAAACAGAGGGUGAGUACCGUAUGAUCCAUCAUUUGUCAUAUCCGGAAGGUGAGUCUGUCAAUGAUGGCAUACCCGAGGAAGAGUCAUUUGUUCAGUACUCUUCUGUAGAGGAUGCUAUUCAAAACAUUAAGCAGUGUGGGAAAGGAUCAUAUUGUUGCAAAACAGAUAUUUCUAAUGCAUUUCGAAUUAUCAACUUACAUGCAUCACAGUUUGAAUACUUUGGUUUCACUUGGCAAGGUCAUUGGUAUUUUGACACAUGUCUUCAGAUGGGUUGCAGUUCUUCCUGUCGUAUAUUUGAAAGGUUUAGUACAGCACUUCAGUGGAUUGCACAAGAAAAAUUAGGAAUUAAAUUUAUGACUCAUGUAUUAGAUGAUUUUCUAAUUGUUGACAAAUCUGCGACAGAGUGCCACAAAAAACUUGUGGCAUUUUUAACAGUUUGCGCCGACAUAGGUGUACCUAUGGCUAAGGAUAAGACAUUUGGUCCUAACAAGGUAAUGACUUUUCUGGGAUAUGAAUUAGACACCGAGAUGAUGGAGGCAAGGUUACCUAUUUAUAAAGUUAAAAAAUGUAGAGAUACAAUUGAACAGCUUUUACCAAGCAGAAAGAUUACUUUGAAGGACAUGCAGUCAGUGAUUGGUCUUCUUAAUUUUGCGUGUAAUGUAGUCUUGCCAGGUAGAGCGUUCUUAAGGCGACUUAUCAACACUACUAUUGGCAUUACAAAAGCAUAUUAUCGCAUUAGACUAAACAAAGAAGUAAAAGCAGAUUUAUGUACUUGGUUAGCCUUCUUGGAAAAAUUUAAUGGUAGGUCGGUUUUCUUACCAGAUAGGUGGGUUGAUUCCAAUGAAUUAAAACUGUAUACAGACGCUUCAGGAUCUAUAGGAUACGGGGCAGUGUUAGGUGGGCACUGGUUCUAUGGGACUUGGAAUGAUAAUUGGAAAAAAUGUAAUAUUACUCUCUUGGAAUUUUACCCAAUAGUGUUAGCUCUUAAAGUUUGGAGUCAUAUUUUUAAAAA
Saccostrea cuccullata (small rock oyster) is the source of this 2820-nucleotide messenger RNA. RefSeq lists its product as uncharacterized. Bases 316 to 1551 code for a protein of 411 amino acids. The record is from RefSeq and is a predicted model, not a curated record. The transcript is spliced from 2 exons. Lineage: Eukaryota; Metazoa; Mollusca; Bivalvia; Ostreida; Ostreidae. Gene Ontology annotation, molecular function: metal ion binding.